AUGGCCGAAACAACAAGUGCCUUUGACCCGACCAAGGAGUUUCCCAACAUCGCGUGGAACUUCGACGGGAUUGCAGCAGAGCAGAACUCGGCACCUGGCUCGGAUGCAGAGGCCGAGAAUGUCGGCGUGCUGACCGCACCUCCCACACCGCCGGCGGCAGCUGCAGCUGCAGCCGCAGCACCGGCACCAGCACCUCAGUCGGCCAAACAGAAAUCCAAAGCUGCUGCAUCUGCCAAGCCCAAGACCAGAGCGCCCAAGAAGUCCCAGAUCCGAGCUGCGGAGCGGAGCAGGACGAAGUCGGCGGACGAGAAGGCGAGAUUACGGCAAGAGAGAGCGGUGGCCAGGAAGGAGAAGAAGCGCGAGAACAGACGUUUAAAGCGCCGAGCAGCGACCGGUUCCAAAGAGGAAGAUGCUGCGGAGGGCGCCGGAUUAGACGAAGCGGGUGCAUAA
Messenger RNA from Neoarthrinium moseri, 450 nucleotides. RefSeq lists its product as uncharacterized. The record is from RefSeq and is a predicted model, not a curated record. The transcript has a single exon. NCBI's taxonomy places the organism in Eukaryota, Fungi, Ascomycota, Sordariomycetes, Amphisphaeriales, Apiosporaceae. The coding region runs from base 1 to 450 and encodes 149 amino acids.